CUCCGCCUUCCCUCCGCCUCUAAACUCAGAUAAUGUUGUUGGCAUUUUAGUAGUGGCGCGCCAUCCUGUUUUUGUGUGCCACACAUAAGAACAAACACAAAGUCCUGCAUCACGUUUUGGCAUUAAUGCAAUGGCGGACAGCUGAAAACCUGCCGUCUGAUAACGCACAGUGUACAGGCAACAUGAUGGAAGUGGCAGGCCACUGGACAGAAGUGUUUGAGCGCUCAGAGAUGAAGGACAUGUCCGACGGAGCAGAGAUGUUACUGGGGAGCUCCACCCUGACCCUGGCUCCUCUGGUAGCUGAGUCUCCUUCCAUACGGCGCUCCCAACCCAUCCUGAUCACCGGAAACAGGGCCAAAGGCAUAGAGCGAUUCUCUUCCUCGAUACCCAACCCCUUCCCAGAGCUCUGCAGCCCCUCCAAGUCUCCAGUGCUCAAUAAUUCACUUCCACAACUGUCCAGUAACAAACAUUUGGUGAAGGUAUAUGGAGAGGACAGCCACAGCAGGUCGGUGUGGGUUUCUCGGGGAGCGACGGCCAGAGAGGUGUGUCACAUGUUGGUGCAGACGGCGCACUGCAGCGAUCAGGAGAACUGGGCUCUGCUGGAGCUCCAUCCCACUCUGAGCCUGGAGAGAUGCCUGGAGGACCACGAGGUCGUGGUGGAGGUUCAGGCCACCUGGUCUCUCAAAGGCGACACAAGGCUCGUAUUCUGCAAGAACUACGCCAAGUACGAGUUCUUCAGGAAGCCAGUGCUCUUCUUCCCGGAGAACAUGAUCUCAGACAGCGCUGAUGUCAGCAAGGACAUGACGUCCUCAGAGCUCAUUCAGAACCUGCUGAGGUCGGGGACGUGUCCGGAGAUUCAGGGCUUCCUGCAGGUCAAAGAGUCCAGCCGUAAGGCCUGGAAGAAGGUCUACUUUUUCCUCCGCCGCUCAGGACUCUACUGCUCCACCAAAGGCUCCUCUAAGGAGCCUCGCCACCUGCAGUAUGUGGCUGAUCUGGACGAUCUGAACGUGUACACGGUGGUGAACAGCCGUAAACUGUACGGAGCGCCUGCAGACUUCACCUUCUGCAUCAAGCCCUCCAAAAACCCUGUGCGUACUCAGGACCUGAAGAUCCUCUGCGCUGAGAGCGAACAGACACGAACGUGCUGGACGUCUGCUUUCAGACUCUUCAAGUAUGGGAAGCAGCUUCAGUGCAACUACCAGUUAUCCAAGUCGGCCCCGCAAAUCCUGGAAGGAAGCAAGCUGGCAGAUGUCAAAUCAAAGUCCGAGGCAAGCCUGGUGGCCAUGGAUUUCUCAGGGAAGGCCGGCGGGCGGGUCAUCCAGAACCCGACUGAAGCCCAGAGCGCAGAGAGGGAGGAGGGGCAAGCCUGGAGGAGGAGAGAAGCCCUGAGGUGCAGUCUGCCCAACUCCAACGCCGCCGCCCGCCCAUCCUCCAUCCACAAGUCCCAGCCAUGGUUUCACGGAGGCGUCUCCAGAAAGGAUACACAGCGGCUGAUAGAGAAGCAGGGCCUGGUGGACGGGAUGUUCCUGAUCCGUGAGAGCCAGCAGCACGCCCAGUGCUUCGUCCUCUCGCUGUGCUACAAGCUGAAGACCAAACAUUACCUGGUGAUCCCUUGCGAGGAGGGAGGCAGGAAGUACUUCACCAUGGACGACGGGCUGACUCUCUUCAUAGACCUCCUGCAGCUGGUGGAUUUCCACCAAAUCAACAAGGGCAUCCUCCCCGUGUGCCUCAAACACCCCUGCGUCUGUGUAGCGCUGUGAAGCCUUUACAGCUUCUGACCUCUGCCCCGUUGAUCAUAUUACCUCGGCCUCAAAAGCAUGUGUGUCAGUCAUCGGAUUUUAUUGACUCCAUAAGCACAGCUGAUAAAGAGUAGACUGAUUUCCAUAGAACAGCAGUGCAAAGUGUAGCCUGUGUGAUUACGCUAUCAGGUUUCUAAGACUUCUGGGAAGCAUGUUGUCUGCCCCUCUUCCUCUCUUUAGUUUUUUAAAUAUUCCGGCUACACCUCCUGACAGUGGUUGGUUUUUUAUUUUUAAUAACCCAGCCAUGUUGGACAGACUUUUAGUGCAGAUUGAUGAGAGGUGGAGUGCUGCAGGAGGACGUUUUAUCGACAAACUGAGAGAACGUGGCCACCAGAGGGCGCUCCGAGUCAACGCUCAGAAGAGGAAUUCAUUUUUUUCAGCUGUUUCAUGUAACCCAUGUAUUGUGGUACUACAAUCAUGAAAAAGCCCCAGGUUGCAAUCAUGUAGCAUGUAAAUUCUCAUUCCCCUGACUCUGUGAAGUUUUGUACAGUUUCUUAUUUGUGCCUUAAACACAAUCGAUGUUUUAAUUAGAACAACUUUAAGUACUUUCAUUGCUAUGUUUGCACGAUGUCGGUGAAGGGGAACUGCAGUUUCUUGUGUUUAAACAACCAAACAUAUAACGUACAAGGGAUUUAUCAGGGCACAUUUAAUGUGUUUUACCCCUGGAGAAAGCUUUAAUGAAGACUUUAGGACGGCGCUUUAUUUAGAAAUAUCUUAAUCAUUUUUAGGAUUUUCUGGGGUGAUAUAGGCUAAAAUGGUGAGCAAGUUUUACCUUUUAAAGUCUUAUUAUAGUCAGCAUAGCGGAAGUCUAGUCAAACAUACAGUAGAACAAAGUUAGCAGCCAAAAGAUGAUUUUCAUGUAUUUAAUACAGAAUUACAGAUGUCAUACCAGAUAACUCCUUGGGAAAUGACAGUUGUAAAAAUCCGGCAUUUCUGACCUUUUUGUUUAUUGGUGGUUGUUUGAACAUAUUUUCUUUUAGUUUAAAUAUUUGCACUUACUGUUUGCUUUUUAUCAUGAAGAUCCAUUUCUUAAAACGUCAGCCUGAAUACACAUGUUUAUAUGCAUUACUCAUCCAGUACUAGGCUAACUGUUUUCAGCCUUUUAGUUAGUUUUAUACACUUAAAAUGUUUGUGCCUUUUCCAGACCUGUUUUAUAUGUUGAAUAAAUAUUUUUUCUUAAAUUGUAAA
Messenger RNA from Eleginops maclovinus (Patagonian blennie), 2987 nucleotides. It is a transcript of the gene grb7, whose product is annotated as growth factor receptor bound protein 7. The transcript has 15 exons. Gene Ontology annotation, biological process: signal transduction. The record is from RefSeq and is a predicted model, not a curated record. NCBI's taxonomy places the organism in Eukaryota, Metazoa, Chordata, Actinopteri, Perciformes, Eleginopidae. The coding region runs from base 126 to 1760 and encodes 544 amino acids.